AUGGACAACAGUAUAUUGUGCUCAGAAAUCACAACAUCGCCCGAUGAUGGAAAAUGCCAUGUUCAAGAGAAAGGUGAUGCCUUCAUCUUUACUUAUUACCAUGAGCGCAUCGGAAACGAAAGCGAGUCAGUAUUUGUUUGCAAUUCAUCUGACGACAGUCAAAGACAGGUCAUUAAUUGGCACGGCAACGGAUAUGAAGAAUUUGAGCAACUUAUCCCAGAAUACCUUAUCCCAGUUGACGGGAGGGCACUGGGAAAUACGCUUGAGGACUACUUGGAGAAUGCUCAAAUACGCGUUGGCAUGGAUACACUUAUACUCAGAAUAGCGCCGAACUCUAUCUUCAGUGUGAUCUGCGCAAUCGGGGUUGAUCAUAUAUCGUGGGCAUGCGUGGCCCUCUUCAAAGAUGCGACGAUGCAACUCCUAAUUCCAAAUGAUACACAUGUAGAAGUUCAAGAAGAAAUGCUCCGUGGAAAGGCCUACAAGAUAUUUGGAUCUUUGGACACGUGCGAGGGCAAUGCAAGGGAAAUUGGUGAAUUGGAAACAGAGCAUGUUACCUUGCUUCACCCAAUAACACUUACCGAAAUGAGCGCUCAAGACCCACAAGAAAAUACUCUACUCAAGGCCCUGCGUCUUAUGCUAGCUGUGGGACUAACACCUGUUUGUGGCUGA
Messenger RNA from Dibothriocephalus latus, 669 nucleotides. The record is from the annotation of a GenBank genome assembly. Lineage: Eukaryota; Metazoa; Platyhelminthes; Cestoda; Diphyllobothriidea; Diphyllobothriidae.